CAGUUAUGGUUAAGGUCAGGACUGGGUGUAUUUAGGCUGAGUGGGUUCAGUGGAUGCAUUUAGCGAGGAUGAAAGGUCGAGGCAGACAGAGAAGUACUGGAGAGAGUGAAAAGUGAAAACAAGGGUCUUGUGAUGGCGUCCAGUCUGACUCCUGGAUGUCACGUAAUGAGUGAUCUCCUGACGAUCCGCGAGAAAGGCGUCCUCUUCUCUCUGCUCCAACCUCAGAGUAAGCUGAUCAAAACUACAGUAGCACAGGUACUAGAGGCCAAAGAGGGAGAGAGUCCAGGGUGGUGCUGUUUGGGCUGUGGUGUAGUGUGUCUCAUUGAUGAUGAGUCCGUUCACUCCUACUUCCUGCGUCUCUACUGUGUCAAGCGUGCCAAGUUACUGUGGGAGCAGGAGUUGUACAUCCCUUUUGAGUACACUGCAACUUGCUCUUUCUUCCACACUUUCCCCACGGAUGAGCACCAGAUAGGCUUCAACUUCGCAAAUGAGACAGAGGCGGAGGAAUUCUAUCUUGCAGUGAAGGCUGUCCAAAGAAAACAAGAUAACAUGACCAACAUGAUUCAGAUGACAAACACUGAAACUGUGGACUGCUCAACAAGUGAAGCACCUGAUUCAAGAAUGAAACCAGUGGAACAUUUGGACAGGGAGGAGUAUUUCCCCAUGUGUGCACCACCCAGCCCAGUUACACCAACCACCAGUUCAUUUAAGGAUCUGGACCCAGCUGUGAGAAGGCUGUUGAUGCAGGCAAAACUGCCUGAGGAAGAGCUGAAAGACAAAGACAUUGCUGAGGCUGUCGACUGCAUCAUCAACAAAUUUGGGGGUCUAAAGGCUGUACAGAGAGAGUUGAGGAACAAAGGCCCAGUCUCUCAAACAUUGUCAAGAUCUGCUGGGGCAUCCAUCUCCAUUGCUCUGAAGAAAGGGCCUUUGCCACCGGUACCUUCAAUCAAAGGCAUCACCACCUCCCAUCAGACACCACAGGGUACAGGGAGAGUAGACCAGAGUCAGUUUCCUCCGGCUCCAGCUCCAGUUUUUCCAGAGAGGAUCAGAAAGAGUUCAAGUUUCAAACAUACGGGCUCCUUGGCAGUUCCAGACAAAGGUGACCUCAUCCUGGCUGCACUGAGAGAAGUGUUCAUACAAAAACAGCUGCUCCAGCAAAGCACAAGUACAGAUAAAAGUCAAACGGGGUGAGAUACUAACAGGGAUGUGUGCCUUUAAGAAGUCUGACAAACAUCUUUGAUACAUACAUUAAAGAUCAGUGAUACAUCUGA
Messenger RNA from Toxotes jaculatrix (banded archerfish), 1271 nucleotides. RefSeq names its product wiskott-Aldrich syndrome protein. The transcript is spliced from 9 exons. NCBI's taxonomy places the organism in Eukaryota, Metazoa, Chordata, Actinopteri, Toxotidae. The record is from RefSeq and is a predicted model, not a curated record. The coding region runs from base 133 to 1191 and encodes 352 amino acids. Gene Ontology annotation, biological process: actin filament organization.